AUGAAUAAUGAUGAUUAUUUAUCUGACUUUAUCAAUAAUAAAAAAAAAUAUAGAUAUAAUUUUUUGGAUGAAACAGAUGGUGUAAAAGAGGAUAAUUCUUCAAGCAGUUUGGAUGGUAAUAAAAAAAAAAAAAAGAAAAAAAAAAAAAAAAAUUCUGAACAAAUCGAGAAGAAUAAAGAAGUCAGAAGUUUUGAAAAACCGGACCUAAUCAAAACUUUUGAAGAUAAGGAUGUUGGAAAAUGUAAGGAUGAUACAACAAAGGAUAAUUCUAAAAAUUUAAAAUGUCAAAUAUGCAACCAAGGUUUUGAUUCAAGAAAUAAAUUAUUUGAGCAUAUAAAAGCGGAGGGUCAUAUGGCUAAUAAAGUUAUUGUGCCACCCUCUAAAGCAAAAAAAAAAAAUAAAAAAAAAUAA
Molecule: messenger RNA, 411 nt
Organism: Plasmodium vinckei vinckei
Lineage: Eukaryota; Apicomplexa; Aconoidasida; Haemosporida; Plasmodiidae
Product: DnaJ protein, putative
Exons: 1
Coding region: 1-411 (136 amino acids)
Source: RefSeq, a predicted model, not a curated record